This is a messenger RNA of Onychostoma macrolepis, 1516 nucleotides long. RefSeq names its product ladybird homeobox 1b (gene lbx1b). Gene Ontology annotation, molecular function: DNA binding; DNA-binding transcription factor activity, RNA polymerase II-specific. The record is from RefSeq and is a predicted model, not a curated record. The transcript is spliced from 2 exons. Gene Ontology annotation, biological process: regulation of DNA-templated transcription. NCBI's taxonomy places the organism in Eukaryota, Metazoa, Chordata, Actinopteri, Cypriniformes, Cyprinidae. The coding region runs from base 227 to 1027 and encodes 266 amino acids.
GUAGAGCUGUCAGCGCGCGAGGCUAACUGUUCAUUCACUGGGUAGUGAUGUGAGAAACUCGUUGGACGUUGCCAUUGUUGCCGGGCAGCAACUCAUGUGCCAAAAUACUUUUGUAAAACGGGAUAGAAAGUGGUAGAUUUUCAAACCAACAUUAUAUACUGUAAUUAAAAGUCUCGCCAAAUUUGUACACACGUUUUAUAACCAAAGCGGCUUUGCAACGGCUUGGAUGGCGACCACCAAAGUUGUCAAAGCUUGUGAGGCUAUGGAGAGCCAUGGGCUGAACCCCCUGGACCACCUUCCACCACCCGCGAGUUCCAACAAGCCCUUAACCCCCUUCAGCAUCGCAGACAUCCUCAGCAAACCGACUGUCAAACGAACUCCCAGGAUUCACCGGCUUCCAGCAUCAGAGAGACCCCGGCAGAGCAUCGCUGUAUCACGGCAGACUCUCAUCACUCAAACAUCGCCUCUGUGCGCUCUUCAGGAGCUGGCCAGCAAAACGUUCAAAGGUCUUGAAUUAGGUGUACUCCAAGCAGCAGAAGGAAGGGAUGGGUUGACUCAGUUUGGUCAAAGGGACAGUCCCAAAAAGCGCCGAAAAUCUAGGACGGCCUUCACUAAUCACCAGUUAUAUGAACUAGAGAAAAGGUUUCUCCAUCAGAAAUACCUGUCGCCCGCCGACAGAGACCAAAUUGCCCAUCAGCUGGGGCUGACAAAUGCGCAGGUUAUAACCUGGUUCCAGAAUCGACGGGCAAAACUAAAGCGAGACCUGGAGGAGAUGAAAGCGGACGUGGAGUCGGCCAGAUCCACAGGUAUAGUGCCUCUGGAUAAAAUCGCUAAACUGGCCGAUCUGGAGAGGUGUGCAGCUGGAGCCACGGGGCAUCCGGGGCCUGAGUGCUCGCCACGGCUGGGUCACGAGUACAAGAGUGCGCACAAAUUAUGUCUGUCCCCCAUGUCGUCUCUCUCGGACCACACAAGUCAAGACUACUCUGAGGACGAGGACGAGGACGUGGAAAUAGACGUCGACGUCUGAUAUAGCUAAACCACUGCCCUGCUGAAAAAAACAAAACAAUAGAAACCAUUGCAGAAUUUGUAAUGGUUUUACUGGUUAUAAUGUAUAUUGAUUUAAACUUUUGUAAAUUUAUAUUUUAAGACACGCAUGCACAUCUACAUGAUUGUAGUGUUUUCUGAAACUGAAUUAGUUUAAUUUAUAGCCAGACUAUGCAAGUCUAACUCUUAUUUGUUCAAUGUGAACUAGCAGCUUAAGUUUUUAUAUAUAAUAUAUUGUAUGUAAUGCAAUGGCUUUAAUGAGAAUAUUUCACGAAUCAGGGCAACAAACAGAGCAAUACAACCUCCUAAUGAGAAAAAAAUAUUUUUACAUGUGUAUUUAUUGCGUAUAAUUUGUACACAAAUCGACUGCUUUUUGUAAAGUUUUUGUACAGUACUUGCAAUAUAGUGCCUUUCAAAAUUAGGCCAUUGUAGCAAUACCCAAUGUGUCGUUUAUUGUAUUGAGUUUGAAAUA